Messenger RNA from Papaver somniferum (opium poppy), 2131 nucleotides. RefSeq names its product probable WRKY transcription factor 33. The record is from RefSeq and is a predicted model, not a curated record. Gene Ontology annotation, molecular function: DNA-binding transcription factor activity; sequence-specific DNA binding. Gene Ontology annotation, biological process: regulation of DNA-templated transcription. NCBI's taxonomy places the organism in Eukaryota, Viridiplantae, Streptophyta, Magnoliopsida, Ranunculales, Papaveraceae. The coding region runs from base 437 to 1870 and encodes 477 amino acids. The transcript has 2 exons.
UUAGGUCUAACUCAACUGUUUUAUUACUCAACUAAAAUGUCCACGUUCAAUAAAAUAAAAAUAAAUACUUACAGACCCCACCACCAACCACAUUCAUCGCAACUGAUCAAGCCGCCACUUGUCUAUAAUGAGUUUCACGUCCUAUUCCUAUCUCUCCAAUCACAAUCCCUUGAGGUGGCACGACGCACUCUCUUACUCAAAACAGCCGCCUAUCUCCUUCGUUCAGACUUCUUCAGAACAUCAACUUUGACCUAUUCCAUUUUUUCAACGGUCAAACUUUUCCAUUCCCUCUGUUUUGAAGAAGCUACUUAAAUAGAGUUGUUACGUAAUCUGGUAUCUCACUCACCCACACCUCACUUCCCCUUUACAUAUCGCUAAAAUUCACCUGCUCCUUCGUCCUCAUCACAAUCGUCCUCAACUCAUUCUGUCAUCUCCAAUGGCUUCAUCACCUUCUUCACUGAGUCCUCAUUUCUCAUUUCCAAACCAGUUUAUGAUGAAUUCUUCAUUUUCUGAUCUUUUAACUAAAGACGAUGAAUCUGUGAAACAAGGGUUGUUGUUUAACGAACAGAUUGAAUUUGGGUUUAAAUCGAAAUUCAAGUCGAAUUCUCCUCCUUCGUUACCUAUUGGUGGUUGCCCUUCUCCUUCUUUUUUCAAUUUUCCUUCUGGGUUUUUGGAUUCCCCUGUUCUUCUUUCUUCUAAUAAUUAUCUUCUUCCAUCACCAACUACUGGAGCAUUUCCAGCUCAAGAGCAGUUCAAUUGGAUGGGUAGUUCAAAUUCAAGUAACAAUUAUCAAAAAGAAAUUAAACAAGAAGAAGAGAAGAAAAUCACUGAUUUUUCGUUCCGGCCAUCGGUCACCGACACUCCGUUACAAAGUGGAGAUUCAGAGUCUGAUUAUAAGCAUUACCCACACCAACCAAUUCAGACACUAAGAGAACAGAAACGAUCAGAAGAUGGGUAUAAUUGGAGGAAAUAUGGUCAAAAACAAGUUAAAGGGAGCGAAGAUCCGAGAAGUUAUUAUAAAUGUACUUAUCAGAAUUGUCCAAUGAAGAAGAAAGUUGAAAUAUCAUUUGAUGGAAAAGUUACUGAUGUUGUUUACAAACCAAGUAAAGAUAGUCAUAAUCAUCCUAAACCUCAACCAUCUAAGAAAUCAUUAGCUUCUGCUGCUUCUCAAUUAGUUCAGCAACCUUCUGUUUCUUCUAAUUCCUAUUCACAAACUGUGUCAGUUUCCACACAAGAUAAUAAUUCCUCCACUUCGGUUGACGACGACGAAUUCGAUAAUACUUCUCUUAAAAGGAGUAAAUCAGGAACUACCGGUGACUUGGACGAAAGCGAACCCAAAUCUAAAAAAUGGAAAAAUGAAGGAGAAAAUGAGGUAUUGUCUGGGUAUGGGAAUAGCAGAGUUGUGAAAGAACCAAAAGUUGUUGUUCAAACAACAAGCGACAUUGAUAUUCUUGACGAUGGGUUCAGAUGGAGGAAAUAUGGACAGAAAGUAGUGAAAGGAAAUCCUAAUCCAAGAAGUUACUACAAGUGUACGAGUUUAGGGUGCGCUGUCCGUAAACAUGUCGAGCGCGCAGCUAACAAUAUAAGAUCAGUAAUCACAACAUACGAAGGUAAGCAUAACCAUGAUAUUCCUGCUGCUAGGGGUAGUUACAGACAUUCAUCCAACAACAACACCAGCAGCAGCAUUACCAAUGUUGCAAUGUCUACCAGUAGUAAUGAACAGGUGCCAUAUACACUAGAAAUGAUGCAGAAUUCGGAGAAUUACGAAUAUGGUUCAUACAUGAAUCAACAACAUAAUUUAGAGAACACAUUUUCGGAGACUAAAUCAGAACCGAUGAAAGAUGAUGUGCUUCUGGAGUUGUUAUACUAAAUGUGCCUAGCUAUCGUGAAAGAUAUAGCUGUGUGUAUAUACUAAUAAACAGUUGUGGAGUAUGGAAUUUUGUAACUUGAUAUCAAGAAGGAAGAAAUUAGUGUUUUUGUUAUUGAUCGGAUCGGACUGUAGGAGUUGCUACGAUUCAGGUCGUCGUAGGUAUCAGAUUCAAAUAUGUUGUAGCGUACAUGUAAGCUCUGGACAACCUUAAGUCCUUGGUUUUAUGAUAUGGAAUUCUUAUUUAUUUGAUACACCUGCAAA